Messenger RNA from Anastrepha obliqua, 2820 nucleotides. It is a transcript of the gene Nt5b, whose product is annotated as cytosolic purine 5'-nucleotidase. Gene Ontology annotation, molecular function: 5'-nucleotidase activity. The record is from RefSeq and is a predicted model, not a curated record. Bases 16 to 2484 code for a protein of 822 amino acids. The transcript has 8 exons. Lineage: Eukaryota; Metazoa; Arthropoda; Insecta; Diptera; Tephritidae.
AGUGACUGACUCAAAAUGAAUGUGCGAAAUGAGGCGCGACGUUGCUCAUACGUCACGGAGUACGCGCUACACAAAGAUUUAUUAACAGCCGACAUAUACACAACGCCGCAGAGUACUGUUGCGCCAAUUUGCUGCUAUUGUCGCAGACAAAGUCUUGACUCAACCACAGAUGCCCGGACAGGGGCCACAACAGAAGCACAUCCAACGACAGUGGCUAGUUGUGGCAAUAAAGUGGCAUCACAUGACGCGAAAAAUGUCGAUUUGUCAAUGAAAGUACAGCUAGGCAGAAGCAAGCAGUGCCAUACAACCGCAUCAGCUACAACAAUAAAAUCGACAGCACUAGCAACACAAAGCCAUACACAACUUGCCUGCAGUCUUAAUAGCAUGCCGCUGCAAUUGAGCGAUGGCGGAAGUAGUGAUGAUAAUGAAAGUGGAAAUGAUGAAGUGCACUCCACUCACCACCAACAGCAACAGCAACAGCAACAUCCACGUCACCUACACCAGCAUCAUUAUCAACAACAGCGUCAGCAACAUCACCACAACAACCGCAACCACAAUUCAGAAUCAGAAUCAGACAGCGAUGAUGAAAAUGACGUUGGCCUCGGCGUCGUUGCAGCCACGUUGACCACUACGCCCGCACAGUACGGGUAUUCAUUGGGCGUUGAAGAGAUGCACACUUUGCAGUCAUCAGGAGAUAUAACGCAGUCCUCAAGUUUCGACGAUGAUUGUUUUGUGCUUCAAACGCCGCCAGCAGCACAAAAUGAAAUUUUUGUGAACAGAUCGCUGCACUUGGAGAAUAUCAAAUUCUAUGGCUUCGAUAUGGACUACACUUUGGCGGAAUACAAAUCGCCACAAUACGAACAGCUCGGUUUCGAUUUGGCCAAAGAGUGCCUUGUCAAUGAUGGCUAUCCCAAAGAGAUUCUACAAUUUGAAUACGACCCCUCCUUCCCGGUGCGUGGUCUCUGGUUCGACACACUCUACGGCAACCUCUUGAAAGUAGACGCCUACGGCAACAUAUUGGUCUGUGUGCGUGGCUUCGAGUUUCUCAAACAUCACCAGGUGUACGAGCUGUACCCAAACAAAUUUCUGAAACUGGAUGAAAAGCGUGUCUAUGUCUUGAAUACUUUGUUCAAUUUGCCCGAAACCUAUUUGCUGGCAUGUCUGGUUGAUUUCUUCAACAACAGCUCGGAGUAUAUAAGCGAAAAAACUGGCGUUAAGGCUGGCGAACUCUUUAUGUCCUUCAGAUCCAUUUUCCAGGAUGUACGACGCGCCAUCGAUUUUGUGCACAUAAAAGGCAACCUAAAACAGAAAACAAUCGAGAACUUGGAUUACUACGUUAAGAAGGAUCCACGUCUGCCCAUGGUGCUCUCGCGUAUACGCGAAUCUGGUGCCAAAGUUUUCUUGCUCACCAACAGCGAUUACAAAUACACCAACAUUAUUAUGUCGUAUUUAUUCGAUUUCGAGCAUGGCGCGCGGCCCGAUGAUCCACAUCGCAAUUGGAAAACCUACUUUGAUGUGAUUGUGGUGGAUGCAGCGAAGCCACUUUUCUUUGGCGAAGGCACAAUUCUCCGUCAAGUGGACACACAAACGGGCGCCUUAAAAAUCGGCACACACAUGGGACCCUUGCAGCCGGGCAAAGUCUAUUCGGGUGGUUCGUGUGAGGUGUUCACCUCCUUCAUCAACGCCAAGGGCAAGGAUGUGCUGUACGUUGGUGAUCAUAUUUUCGGUGAUAUUUUGAAAUCGAAAAAGAUACGCGGCUGGCGUACAUUCCUCAUUGUGCCCGAGCUGGUGCAGGAAUUGCAUGUGUGGACGGACAAGUGUCAGUAUUUUGCAGAAUUGCAGCAUUUGGAUGUUAUGCUGGGUGAUAUGUACAAAAAUCUGGACUCGAGCGCCAAGGAGAAACCGGAUAUUUCGAAAUUGCGCACCAGCAUACGCGAUGUCACCCACAAAAUGGACAUGGCGUACGGUAUGAUGGGCUCACUCUUCCGUUCCGGUUCAAGACAAACAUUCUUCUCCAGCCAAGUAUCCAGAUAUGCCGAUUUGUAUGCGGCCACGUUCCUCAAUCUCUACUAUUAUCCGUUUUCGUAUAUGUUCCGUGCACCGGCUAUGCUGCUGCCGCACGAAUCUACGGUAACGCACGAACAACGAUUCCACAUGGAGACACCGUCAAUACAACGUUCGCGCAGCAAGAACGAAAGCGUUGAUGGUGGCGCGUUGAGUACGAUUUCAUCGCCUACCGAAAAGCCGCACGAAGCUAUGGCGUGCAACGAACGUGCGGAUGGCAAAGAUGCGGAAAUUGAAAAGCUCGCCGAAGAAUUUAAGUCAAUGAAUUCGGCUUGUUCGACCAACUCCACAGUGCCGCAUACGCGUCCGCCAACACCACAAACGGUGACACACACACACGAUGAGGACUACUCGGAGGAAGAGUCCGAUCAACUUCCCAAAUGUGAUUGUCAACAGCAGCAGCAAGACGACACCGACUAGAAUCGGCAGUAGUUUUCGUCUGUGUAACUUCAAUUUGGCGCCUGAGAAAGAGAACACAAAAUGAAUACGUAAAAGGAGGAUAGAAGACAAAACGGCGCGCCAGUCGCAUUGUUGCGAUUCAUUCGAUAUUCCUCAGAGAUUCUUUUGCAAUGCGACGAUUUUAAAAAUGAUUUUCCUUUUUUUUACCUACGCUGAGAAAUUAAUUUGUAAAUGUUUAUUUAGUAUAACUAAUGUACCUUUAUUUAGUUUCAUACGCAAUACAUUUUUUAUUUUAAUUAUUUUUGAAGUAGAAAACAAUGGUUGAAUAAAAUAAAUAACAUUUAACACAUACACACA